CCCUUCGGACCUUUCAAUUUCAUUCACGAAUAUAAUCUCUCACAUGCUAAAAACUUGACAUUUACCAACUGGCCUUGUCUUUACGUUAUACCUUUGAUACCAUUAGGAGUUCAGGCGUAUUUGUUACAGUUUGAAAACACUCGGAGGUGGAGAUUAGCUUUGGGUGCGUUGGGGUUGGGAUUGAUAGUGAAGGCUUGGUGUGACUAUCGGUUUGUCGACAUCACACUCAGCGCUUUCAAUCAAGGUAUCACGGUCGGUGUUCUUCAUCUGGCCGCGAAAUACAUCGAGUUUUCAUUUUACCCAAAUCCCAUUUACGAUCCUCGACUACCCUUGGGAAGAUCUAGGAUUCUGGCAGCUAUUGACCUGUGCGUAAAUUCCAGAGUCAUCGAUUUGAGUCUCAGUGGAUCCAAUCACAAGAAACCUUUGGCACAUGCAUCUCUUCAAAACGCAGAGGACAAUCAGUCGAGAAGCAUCAAAAGUGAGCGCUCUGAUGAUGUGGCGGAACAUCAAACCGCCGGGAAGACUCAUUCUCAUCCUCGUUAUCUACCCACUCGUCCAGCUCAUCGUCUCACCCGUUCUCAAGCGGUAUGGCGACAUGCACGUCUCGCCUUGUUUCAAUACACCAUUAAUGAUUUCCUCCUCACUCUCUUACAAGUCUACGGGAGCAAUAGUAUUGCCGACCCUCACGGAUGCCCCAAUGCCCUUUACAAAUUCUCACACGAACACAAAUUCCAAGUAUUCCCGUACACCCCUUUCUCGUUCAACUCACCUGUUUGGUUGGUGGAAUUGUCCAUGGAGCUCAGUGUGGGAUUAGCUGUCUAUCUGGGGUUAUCACAGGGAUAUCACUUCCUCGCCGCGUUGGCUGUGGGUUCAGGCAUGUGGGAAACAGAAAGCUGGGAAGUGGACUUGUUUGAUUCUCCUUGGAAAGCGGAUAGUGUGUUGGAUCUUUGGGGGAAGAGGUGGCAUCAGUUGUUCAGACAUCACUUUACCCUUCUUUCUUCACUCCUCUUACGAUUCCUCAACUUACCUCAAUCUUCCCCCCUAUUCCUCCCUAUAUCAGUCAUCACCAUCUUUGCCGGUUCCGGUUCAAUGCAUGUCAUCGGUGAAUUGUCCUCUUACCCCGUCCCACCUCCCAUACCGAUUUUCAAUUAUUUCGUUCUGUCCGGUUUCGCCUGCUCCCUAGAAGUUUUAUUCCGACGUGUGACGGGUCGAAAAGUGAGAGGAUGGUGGGGGAGAGCAUGGACAUGGGCAUUCAUGUUAUAUACGAGUAGGAAAGUCAUGAUCGCAUGGUUGGACGCAGGUAUGGCUGGAGGUGUUUUGAAUCAACCUGCAUUGGGAAGUGUGAUAGCUAAGGUCGUGGCUAAGUGGGUGGUC
Molecule: messenger RNA, 1374 nt
Organism: Tremella mesenterica DSM 1558
Lineage: Eukaryota; Fungi; Basidiomycota; Tremellomycetes; Tremellales; Tremellaceae
Exons: 5
Biological process (GO): lipid metabolic process
Source: RefSeq, a predicted model, not a curated record